UUUUUAAAUAUUUUUUCCAGCAUGUUCUCAUUUGAUACUACCAAGGAUAAAAUUUUGUCGGUCUAUUUAAGAAUCAGCCUGUCUAUACAAUCAUAUGAUUGCGAUUACUUUGGGAUUUGGGACCUUCUUUUUAAAAUAUUUGAUUUAUAACUAUAAUGAGCUAUACAAAAAAAAAAUCAAUAAUGACGUUAAUGGUCUCUUACUGUUUACAAUUUAAGUUGCUUAACACAUGUUAUUAUUAUUUAUUACUUACACAUCAACACAUCUAACGCACAAAGAGACGUAAAAAUGUUUUGGUAUAAUAUUGAUUUUGUUUCAAAUAAUAACUUCGGGAAUAUUCUCUACGCAUUUUUCAAUGAUUUUUGUUUAUUUUUAGCAAGAAAAAGUGGGUCUUUUAAUCUCCCCUAUAAUGAUUUCGCAAGUUCAUAAAUAAUUUAUUUAUUACAAUGUUUUUGCAAGUAUUUUUAUCACUUUUAAUAAAUGUUUUUGCGAUAAUCGUUAAAACAGUAUAGCGAAUUCUUUUCCUUCUCAUCACUUUUUGCACAUAUCAUCUAAGUAAUGGCUUCUGGCCAAAGUUUGAGAUGAUAAAAAAUAAGCUGAGACGAAGUAAUUCGCCUGCCAGACUUGCUUCCAUUGUGGCACAAAAAUAAAUUUUGUUAUCAUAACAUUUAAUGCAGACAGAGAUAACAAACUGUAUACACUCAUUAGUCAUUACACAGUUGAGCCGAUAUUGAUUAAAAAAAUUAUAGUACAAUGAAAAUUGCUAUUAUUGGUGCCGGGGGGGCAGGUUUGUGUGCUGGGAGACACUGUUUGAAAGAAGAUAUCGCAUUUGAUAUUUUUGAACAAACUGGGAAUUUGGGAGGAACCUGGAACUAUACAGAUCUAGUUGGUUGCGAUGAAAACGGCGUUCCAAUUCAUACUUCCAUGUACAAAGGUCUAAGAACGAACUUGCCGAAAGAACUGAUGGCCUUUGAGGAUUUCUCGUAUCCAAAACAAAAUCGAUCUUAUUUACUACAAGAAGAAGUUCUAGAUUACAUUAGAAGUUAUUCGGAUAAAUUCCACAUCAAUCCUCAUAUCAAAUACUUUAAACGCGUGAUCUGGAUUGAACGUCAAAAUUUUUUAUGGUCUGUUCAUUACGAAGAUGUUAAAAUGAGAGAGAAAAAGACAGAGCAUUACGAUGCAGUUAUUAUUUGCAAUGGUCACUACAGUGAUCCCUUCAUUCCCGAUAUUCCAGGAGUAAAAUGUUUUUUAGGAAGAAUUAAACACAGUCAUGAAUACAGAUCACCUGAACCUUAUAACAACAAAAGAGUGUUGAUUGUAGGUUCAGGUCCUUCAGGAUUAGACAUUUCGCGACAAAUUGCGAACGUGGCUUCGAAGGUAUUUCUGAGUCAUAGAUCUAAAGAUGCUUUACCAACUGAUGAUACUUUGCAUCAGAAGUGCUUAAUAAAAGAAUUUCUUGAAAACAGGGCAAUUUUUGAGGAUGGCACGUGCGAAGAAAUUGAUGAGGUUUUAUUUUGCACUGGUUUUAAUUACGAGUUUCCUUUUUUAUCCACCUGCUGUGGAGUCAAAGUUACCGACAAUUACGUCCAUCCAUUGUAUAAACAAAUUAUUAGUAUAGAAAAUCCCACGUUGGCUUUUAUUGGAAUUCCAUUCAAAACAUGUCCUUUUCCUUUGUUUGAUAUACAGGUUCGAUUUUUUUUGGCGACACUUACUGGUCAUUUCAAGUUACCAAAAAAACAAGAUAUGUUAAAAGAAUUAGCUGAGGAAGAAAAACGGAAAUCUGGUGUACCUAAGUCAAAAUACCAUCAGCUCGGUGGAGCCCAAGGAAGCUAUUUCGAUAACUUGGCUGAAACAGCAAAGAUAAAAAAGGUACCUCAAGUGAUACAAAAAUUGUACCUCAGAAUUAUCAUGAACCGUAAUUUGAACGACUGUUUUAAAAUCAUUGAUGAUGAUAAUUGGAUACAAAUAUAAUGGAAAUGUUUUGAUUUUUUUCCUUAUAUUGGUAAUAAGUUGUACCUACAACUAAAAAAAUAAAUCUUAUUUUUGCUGUUAA
Molecule: messenger RNA, 2053 nt
Organism: Tribolium madens (black flour beetle)
Lineage: Eukaryota; Metazoa; Arthropoda; Insecta; Coleoptera; Tenebrionidae
Product: senecionine N-oxygenase-like
Exons: 5
Coding region: 754-1971 (405 amino acids)
Molecular function (GO): N,N-dimethylaniline monooxygenase activity; NADP binding; flavin adenine dinucleotide binding
Source: RefSeq, a predicted model, not a curated record